Molecule: messenger RNA, 1354 nt
Organism: Owenia fusiformis
Lineage: Eukaryota; Metazoa; Annelida; Polychaeta; Sabellida; Oweniidae
Source: the annotation of a GenBank genome assembly
AACAAUUGAACAUUCACUAUUAUGUUUAGAGUUAGUAAGACAUUUCAAAGUCAACAAGAAAGCAUGGCAUACUAAGCACUGUACUAUGAGUGCUGUAUCUGGCUAAUGUUCGAUUUAACACAAAGGACUUCUGGAAUCUUUGAAGUUCAUUUAAAGACAUUUAUUCCAACAGCUGUAAUUUUGAAUGAAUGUUAAUGGUAUAUUGAUGAGUUUCUGUAAAUGGAAUAAUCUGAAACGUUGAUGAUAAUAUACUAAAACGUUGAAGUUUGAGUAAAUGUAUCUGCAUCUUACAUUCUUAUUGUCAGAAACCAAGACUGGUGUCUUAUUAUUACACGUGCGUUAGGCAAAACAUGUCUUCAAAUUCCGAAGAGGAUUUUGUAUUGCGUUUGUCAGAAGAUGAGCAUGACGUACCCGGAAAGAAGAGUUUGCAAGGAAAAGCACAAAGAGAAUGUUCGUCCUGUAAGCGUGUAUUGGCGAUAAGGACUAGAAAAUGCCCAAGUUGUGGCAAUGUAUUCCCCAAGAGAAAGAUUCAGGUCAGGAAAUUGGCAUCAACGACUGAUUUCGGGAGGAAAUAUAAAACAAUGAAGAAACACGCAGACGAGCUCCACCUGAGUGACAAGUGGGACAUUGUCAUAAUAAAGUGCAAAAAGCAUACGGGGCAACAGGGGCAAAGUUACGAAUGUUAUGGGACCGAGGGGAUUGGGAAGGAGAUAGCAGAUGGCAUCGCACCUGAUUUUGAAAAAUUGUUCAAAACCAAAAACUUCGGUUCAAAGAAAGCAACCGAAGCAACAGCUGUAGUAGAGCAAAAUACAGACGGCGCAGAAAGAGCAACUGAUGAAACAACAAGGACUUCAUCGUGAGGUAACUGAGUGUUCUCCAAUGUUCAUGAUACAUGCCCCUUUGCUUAUGGACUAAUCAAUCAAGCAGAAUCGAUGAUUGAUGCAGUAUGAACAAUGUACAUUGUUACUAUUUUAUGAUUGAAAGUGAAACUGAUGCUAUACAUACAUGCUGUUGCAUUUCCAUAUUUAUUAGCAUAUUUAAGACAUAAUUAUAUAUACAUACAAGUUAUUUAAAUGUUUGUUUACAAUUAUUGACAGCUUGAACUUAUCAACCAAUGCUAUUAAGAUAAACCAAAUGCACUUAUAUAUAUAUAUGGUAUGAAGUUUAAGUGGAACUGUACUCUCUACGGAACAUCAUAAACUAAUGUAUUUUCCUUCAAUGAGCCUCUUUAAUACAUUCAUUAAUUAUUCUAUGCCUCACUUUCAAAAGGAAACAUCAAGUUCAUCAUUUACAUUACAAUUAAAGUUAUCUAAAUAACUUUGUCUUGAAAAUCGUUAUAUAAAUUGAACUACGU